This is a messenger RNA of Xyrauchen texanus (razorback sucker), 2168 nucleotides long. Its product is annotated as protein THEM6-like. The record is from RefSeq and is a predicted model, not a curated record. The coding region runs from base 58 to 666 and encodes 202 amino acids. The transcript is spliced from 3 exons. Lineage: Eukaryota; Metazoa; Chordata; Actinopteri; Cypriniformes; Catostomidae.
UUUCAGUCUGCACGCAAGUGUGCCUGAAGCCGGCUGAUCGGGGUGUCCAUCGCAAUCAUGCUGCUGUGGCUCCUGUCUGGGUCUCUGGUUCUGUUCGGCAGUGUUGAUGUCUGGUACUUCCUGCGAGGCUCAUGGAUGGUCAUCAAGUCCUGGUUUCAGGUUCCGAUUCGAGAUGUUCUGGCCGAGCAGAUCGUACACGGACGGGUUCUCCUGCACGAUCUGGACUACAUGUGCCACAUGAAUAACGCCCGCUACCUGCGCGAGUGCGACUUUGCCCGCUUGGCGCACUGCACCCGGAACGGGCUCUUCAUGGCCGCCCGAGAGCUCAACGCCACGAUGGUGGUCGGAGCCUCGACCAUCCGCUACAGACGCUCUCUGGCGCUCGGCGAAGCGUUUGAGUUGCGAACACGCAUCAUGUCCUGGGAUGAGAAGUCCUUUUAUCUGGAGCAGAGAUUCGUGUCCAAAUCAGACGGGUUCAUCUCUGCGGUGAUGCUGUGCCGACAGAACGUCAUACGCAGCACUCCAGAGAAGAUCUUGGAUUUCCUUUGCAAGAAAAGGGUGGAGUGCCCUGACAUUCCAGAGGACCUGCAGCACUGGAUUCGAUUCAUCACUGCCAGUAGUCAGGCAUUGAGGGCAGAGAGUGGACUCGAGGAGAAGACCAAAUGAUCAUUUUAAAGACACUUACUGUAAGCCUUCCUUGUGCAUGUAAGUUACCCCAUGAGGAUAACCUUAAAUUAUGUAACUUUUCUUUAAAAGGUCAGUUUUGAAAUUGCAAAAGGUAUUGCUGAUCCAGAACAUGGGAUAUUGGAUCGUCCUUAUAUCUGUUCAUCCAUUUACUAUUCCACAUUUGCCCUUUAUAUGGUUUGUGUUAGUUAUAAGCAGGCCCGCACAGAAUCUUCAAAGCUCUAUAGGUUUCAGCAGAAUUUGAACACACAUCAUUCUCGCAUUUCUACACAUUCCACGUCCCUUGUGUGUUAAUUUAAUAAAUAUCUUGGCUUAUUGGUAUGCUUUCAGCUUCCAGCUCUGUAUAUCACAUUUAACUGUUUAAAUUCAUUCCACACAUUUUCCUCCAACAUCAGUGUAUAAAAUGCAAACAUUUCCAGAUUCCUUCUGGGCCUGUCUAGAAAUAUAGAAACAUGAUGGUUGUCUUUACUAAACCACUACAGAAGAUGCUAAAAAGAAAUAAUACUGACAAAACACAGAGCACGAAUCUCUUUGUAGAAAAAUGAACGCAUGAGCGAGUGUUUAAGAAGGACAAAAACUUGACUCCAAACUUGACUCCAUUGAAUUGAACGCUCCCAUGACCAAAUACGCACAUAAACGUAAUUCUUAACUUGAAAGUCAUGUUGGAUGACCGAGUAUUUUUCUUAGUUCUGAGCAGUGAUUUCAAACAAAUAUACAUUACCGGUCAAAACUUUUGAAACACUUGACUGAAAUGUUUCUCAUGAUCUUAAAAAUCGUUUGAUCUGAAGGCGUAUGCUAAAAUGUUUGAAAUUAGUUUUGUUAACAAAAAUAUAAUUGUGCCACCAUAUUUAUUUAUUUCAAAAUUUUAUUUAAAAAAAAAUAUGUUUUUGAAAUUUAUGACUUGGACCAAAUAAUAAAGAAAAGCAGCCAAUAAGUGCCCAACAUAGAUGGGAACUCCUUCAACAUGGUUUAAAAAGCAUCCCAGGAAAAAACCUCAAGAAGUUGGUUGAGAAAAUGUCAAGAGUACAUUUCUGCAAAUUCUAGACAAAGGGCGAUGACUUUGAAGAUGCUAAAAUAUAACACAGUUUUGAUUUAUUUUGCAUUAUGUUUAGUCACAUCAUAAUUCCCAUAGUUCCAUUUAUGUUAUUCCAUAGUUUUGAUGACAUUCCUAUUAUUCUAAAAUGUGAAGAAAAAAAAAUUCAAAAAUGUUUCAAAACUUUUGACCGGUUGUGUAUAUAUAAAAUAAUGUUUUAUCAUAUCACUUAUUCAUGGAUUGUUUGUGUUAGUCAGAUAUGUUAAGUAAUGAUUUAUUCCCAUUUAAAACGAAGGUUUAUUAUUAUUUAUGAGGGAACGUGUAUUUAUUCAAUUAAGAUGUUUUUCAAAUAUUUGCAUUAUAUUUUUAUUUAAGAAUCUGUAUGAAAAAUGUAUCUAAAGGAAUGAAAGUACCUGAAAUGAAACUUGAAGACUUGCAUUAUGAAAUAAAA